Molecule: messenger RNA, 2252 nt
Organism: Labeo rohita (rohu)
Lineage: Eukaryota; Metazoa; Chordata; Actinopteri; Cypriniformes; Cyprinidae
Gene: slc7a9
Product: solute carrier family 7 member 9
Exons: 13
Coding region: 208-1686 (492 amino acids)
Biological process (GO): amino acid transmembrane transport
Cellular component (GO): membrane
Molecular function (GO): L-amino acid transmembrane transporter activity
Source: RefSeq, a predicted model, not a curated record
UGUUGCACGUGAAGGAGGGAAACGUACGGCCAGUCAUCUGUAAUGGUGUCGGGUUAAUUGUUACCUGCUCAGAUGCCAACAGGAAUGUGUGUUUGUUAUCUCUGCUGUUAUUGCCUGGAGAUUCAAAUCUGAGUUUGGCAUGCGAAGAGAAGCCCAUAUACAGUCUGACUGCACAAAAUUAAAACUGGACCGUUGAUCCUGUGAACGAUGGAUGAAGAUCUGAAAAAGCCGAGCCCUCACAAUGGGAGCGUUUCGGGGGCUUUGGACGACAAAAAGCAAGAUCAGCCAAAAGCAGCAGCUCUGCAGAAGAAUGUGGGUCUCGUGAGCGGCAUCUGUCUGAUAGUGGGAACAAUGAUCGGCUCAGGCAUCUUCAUUUCUCCCAAAGCGGUUCUGGAGGGGACUGGAGCAGUGGGUCCUUGUCUGUGUGUGUGGGCGGCGUGUGGAGUGCUUGCUACGAUGGGGGCCCUCUGCUAUGCUGAACUAGGCACAAUGAUCCCGAAGUCUGGUGGAGAGUAUCCAUACCUGAUGGAUGGUUUUGGGCCAGUGUUGGCAUACCUAUAUUCCUGGACCACAAUCAUUGUGUUAAAGCCUUCGUCAUUUGCCAUCAUCGCCCUGAGUUGUGCCGAAUACGCCUCCACGCCAUUUUACCCAGGAUGCACCCCUCCUCAAGUGGUCACCAAGUGCCUGGCAGCAGCUUGUAUCUUGAUAAUUACGCUCAUCAACUGUCUGAGUGUGAAACUGGCCUACAGAGUGCAGAACUUCUUCACAGCAGCCAAACUCUUGAUUAUUGUCGUCAUCAUAGUUUCAGGCAUCGUUCUGCUGGCUCAAGGCAAUACGCAGAAUCUUAGAGACCCAUUUGCAGGUGCAACAACAUCCUUUGGAGCAAUUGGCCUUGCAUUUUACAACGGACUAUGGGCUUAUGAUGGAUGGAAUCAGCUCAACUUCAUAACAGAAGAGCUGAAAAAUCCAUACAGAAACCUUCCCCUGGCAAUAAUUAUUGGGAUUCCUCUGGUAACUGUGUGCUAUAUAUUUGUCAACGUUGCAUAUUUCAGUGUCAUGACGCCCACUGAACUUCUACAGUCUCCUGCUGUUGCUGUGACCUUUGGUGAUAGAGUGCUGUACCCAUUGUCAUGGAUUGUUCCUUUAUUUGUGGUCUUUUCCACUUUUGGUGCAGCUAAUGGGAGCUGUUUCACCGCAGGCAGGUUGACAUAUGUAGCAGGACGGGAGGGCCACAUGGUUAGAAUCAUGUCGUUCAUCAGUGUGACACGUUACACACCUUCUCCAGCUCUAAUAUUUAAUGGCAUCCUGUCAAUCAUCUACAUCAUGCCAGCAGACAUAAACACUCUCAUCAAUUACUUCAGUUUUGCUCAGUGGGUUUUCUACGGACUCACGUGUCUUGCACUCAUUGUUAUGCGAUUCACUAGGAAGGAGCUUAAGAGACCUGUCAAGGUGCCGAUAAUCAUUCCUGUUGUGGUGGUGAUUGUGUCCUGUUAUCUGGUUCUUGCUCCGAUCAUAGACCAGCCUGAGUGGGAGUACCUGUACUGCUCACUGUUCAUAGUCGGUGGUCUUCUCUUAUAUGUACCCUUAAUUUACUACAAAUUCAGCUGGACUCGUCGCAUCAUGAGGCCACUCACCAUGCAUCUUCAGCUGUUCAUGCAAGUCGUUCCACCUGAAAAGAUUGAGUGACAGAUGUCACACUGGAGGACAGACACAGAUGCAGUAACCAGCAAUGGACAACAGAGUGAUCCAUGGAAAUGUGCAUAAAGGAUCCUUAAAGGGAACAUGGCUGCAUAUGGACAGUUUUUCAUUAUUUGAAUAUUAUUUCUAAUGUCUGACCAUCAUUGUUUUACAUACAGUGUAUGACAAGUCUUUCCCGGGUCACAGGGAUGUGUUUUUACUUUACAGAAUAACACAACACUUCCGUGAACAUCUGUAAAUUCCUCAAUACUUCCAACUGAUCUAACUUAUAAUUAAGUGUUGUUAUAUGCAAGUUUGUUGUACAGAAUGGCAAUGAUAUUUUUCCAAGUUUAUUGAACUCAAAUUUAUGAAUUGUAAAGAAAUUAACUAUCCAGGGUAAAAUUAUUUUUCUAUGAAUGCUAAACUGAUGUUUUCAAACAAUGCAUGGACAACCCAGUGUAUGAACUGACUGAAAAUCACAGGAGAUUAGGAAGUGUAUUAAUUGUACAUGUUUAAGUAGCCUAUUAUAGAAUUACUUGUAAAAAAAAAAAGCGCAGAUGGGUCUAAAUAAUAAA